CCCUUCGAGAUGGUCGCGGGCGACGAGCGCUUCCUGGCUGAGGCCCGGCUCCUGGACCUGUCCGCGCUGGACGCCUGCCACCACCAGGUCGUGGCCCGGCUCCGCUCAUCCUGCGCCGACAUGACCGAGGAGGAGGUGGCCAAGCUGGGGGUGUCGCUCUUCAACUGCCAGGCCGGCGCCGAGGGGCGCCGCACCUACCCCUGCACCGCCGGCAUGAGCCUCGCGGCGUGCACGUCCGACAUGGACCCUGACACCUGGAACGCCUACCACAUCGUCAGCAACCGGGCCCGCGCCGUCUGCUACGCCACCCGCCAGCUGCAGUUCAGGAGCCGGACAGAGCAGACGGUCAACGCGCUGGUCUCCACAGCCGCCGGGCAGCUGGAGGCCAUGAGGUUGCUCAAGGACGGGCAGGAGGAGCUGAAGGAUCUGACGGAGGAGUCCCUGCAGCGGGUGGUCCGUGGCCAGCACGAGCUGCUGGCGGAGCAGGAGAGGCUGCAGGGCAGCCAGGAGCAGAUGGCAUCCUCCCUCCGCGGCAACCUGGAGCAGCUAGCCCAGGAGGAAGCCCUGAUCGCUAGUGGGCAGCAGCAGGUGGCUCAGCUCAUCGAGGGCAUCGCCAGGAAGAUGGAGAACAUGAGCAUCCACCUGGGCGAGCAGGACGUGGAGCUGCAGGAGGGGCACCGGGCCGUCCUGGCCGACCUCGGCCGCGUGCAGAGCCGCACCCAGCAGGUCUACGCCAAAAUCGAGUCCGACCUGGCGCUGAUCCAGUCCUACCAGAGCCAGACAGGCCUGUACUAUGAGGAGCUGAUGGGCAAGCUGCAGCGGGUGAACCGGAGCCUGGGGCAGGUGCUGGGCGCCAUGGAGCACUUGCAGAACAGCGUGGAGAGCCGGCUGCAGCACAUCCAGAGCGUCCUCGCCUGGGCAGGGAUGAGCCUGGGGGCCAUCUCCACCUGCACGCUGCACGCCGCCUACUUCCUGCUGGCCGCCCUGCUCAUGGCCUUCCUGCAGACGCCAGGACUGCCCCGUGCCGCCCUCCUGGUGCUGGUGGCGGCCAACGCACUCUCCGAGCUGCAGCGCGCUACCUCCCUGGGCUUCCCGGCACUCACUGCCCUCCUGGUGCUUGUCAUCACGGGGCACUGGCUGCUGACCAGCGUGUGCCGUGGGGCCUGGAGGGUGCAGGGCCAGAAGCCCAGGCUCACCCUGCUGCCCCCUCCCCAGAGAGCCGUGGGGGCCAGGGACGAGCCCAGCAGCCGUAGGACCUCCACCCCAGACAGGGAGUGGGAGACCAGCCUCCUGAAAGAGGAGCUGCGCCAGCUGGAGGACACGAGCUACCUGCCAGACGGUCCCUACCUGGAGCCGGACUCCCUGAGGCCGUCCCCGUCCUCUGCAGCCCCGGGGCCCAGGCUGGGCCAUGCCACGAGCCUGCGUCGCAUCAGCCUUGCCCGCAGCGCCUGGCACGAGGUGCUGGAGAGGCGGGCCACACCGGACAAGUGCCAUCCAGGCCCAGGCCUCGGCCCUGCCUCUCUGCUACGGUGCUACAGCCCCAACCAGACCUUGGCCAGUGACGCGUCCACCUCCUUGCUGUCUCUGCGGAGCCUGUGCCAGGGUGUCACCAAGGCCGGGCAGCCGUGCAGGAAGAAGGCUGUCCUGGGGCAGGACUUCUGCCACGUCCACGCCUACGGGCACGUGUCCCACGCCAGCUGAGCUGCAGCCUCCCGACUCGCUGCCCCGAGACCCAGGGUGCCAGAUCACCGUGACCUAUAGAAACUUUUUUUUUUUUUUAAACGCUGCCUCUGGUUUUAAUGUGCAUGCUUGCAGGCACAGACAAGGGCUCGAGCGUGACUCGGGCGCAUGCCCCAGGUUCCUUUGGGCUCCCUGUUUUUGAGGAAGGUUCUUUUAAAAUUUUUCCUGGCCUGAACGUUGCAGCCGCGAGCCGUGGGCCAGGCUCAAAACUGGGGCUGGUAUGUUUUUGCACUGAUUUGGGAGAAGCUGUUCUCUUCCUGCCCAUCCCCGGGUGCCGGCCGCGACACCGGGCCUGCAGGCUUGGGGCUUCAGCAUGCUGCCUCCGUCAGCUGGCAGUGCUGGUGUCAGGAUCGGUGCCUAGGAUAAGCUGCUGCCAGGCCCUGACGUUUUAGAGGGAAACCCGCUUUUUGCACAUGUUUAAUAA
This is a messenger RNA of Gavialis gangeticus (Gharial), 2164 nucleotides long. RefSeq names its product protein brambleberry-like. Lineage: Eukaryota; Metazoa; Chordata; Crocodylia; Gavialidae. The transcript is spliced from 12 exons. The record is from RefSeq and is a predicted model, not a curated record. The annotation marks the transcript as partial.